Hemisphaericaspora subhashii is the source of this 2898-nucleotide messenger RNA. RefSeq names its product calnexin. Gene Ontology annotation, cellular component: endoplasmic reticulum membrane; endoplasmic reticulum. The transcript is spliced from 2 exons. Bases 1 to 2898 code for a protein of 965 amino acids. The record is from RefSeq and is a predicted model, not a curated record. NCBI's taxonomy places the organism in Eukaryota, Fungi, Ascomycota, Pichiomycetes, Serinales, Debaryomycetaceae. Gene Ontology annotation, biological process: protein folding. Gene Ontology annotation, molecular function: calcium ion binding; catalytic activity.
AUGAAAGUGAAGUCAGUUAUCUCAAUUGCAAUAUUUUUGGAUAUUGCUUCAGCGCUCAAGUUCCAACCAUUUAAUAAAUCGCUCCUAAGUGAAGACUCAUUUCUUGAACAAUUCGACUACAAAGACUUGGCCAAUUCCCCUUGGAUUUCAUCACGAGCCAAAAAGUUCGAUGAAGGAAGAGAUGAAAUCGUUUCAUACAAAGGUAGAUGGGAAAUUGCUCCUCCUGAGGUGUAUCCUGGAUAUGAAGAUGACAAAGGGCUUGUAUUGAGGUCAAAAGCUGCCCAUCAUGCCAUUGCUAGAACGUUACCGCGUCCAAUAGAUAAUAAGGGCAAGGAUCUUGUCUUACAAUAUGAAGUCAAACUACAAAAAGGGUUAUCCUGUGGUGGAGCUUAUAUUAAACUUUUGGAUGUAUCAUCAGGGUCUGAUUAUUCGAGAUUUAGUUCUGAAACCCCAUAUCAGAUUAUGUUUGGUCCUGAUAUUUGUGGAAGUAAUAAUAAAAUACAUUUCAUAUUGCGUAGGAAGAGUACAGAAGGUUCAAAUAUCGAGGAAAAACAUUUGAAACACCCUCCAAUGGCGCGUACUGGUGAUUUAUCCACUUUGUACACAUUGAUAAUCCAUGAUAAUCAAGAUUUCGAAAUCAGGAUAAAUGGAGAAACGGCGAAAGCAGGCAAUCUAGUUUCCCAACCUAACUUAUUCGACCCAACUUUCUCCCCUCCAAAAGAAAUCAUAGACCCGGACGACAAACAACCGGCAGAUUGGGAUGAUCGACUCCAUAUCGCCGAUCCAAAUGCCAAAAAACCAGCUGACUACGAUGCAAAACACGCCCGUCGUUUCAUCCCAGAUCCAGCUGCCGUCAAACCUGAUUCCUGGGAUGAAAAUGCCCCACGCUACAUCCCUGAUCCUAAUGAAGUUAAACCUGAAGGAGUGCCAGAUGACGAAUGGAAACCUACUUUACUCAUCAAUCCCAAAUGUCAUACAUCCGGCUGUGGACCUUGGAAUCCACCUCAAAUUCCCAACCCUGAUUAUAUCGGACCUUGGUUUGCACCAGAAAUCAUCAAUCCCAAUUUCCAAGGAUUAUGGAAACCAAAAAGGAUACCAAAUCCGGCUUAUUACGAAACUAUCCAUCCUGGACGAGUAGAUAAGCCAAUUGGAGGUAUUGGAUUUGAAUUAUGGAGUAUGGAUGCAGAUGUCUUAUUUGACAAUAUCUAUAUUGGACAUUCUGUCCCUGAGGCAGAAUUGAUUGGAAAUGCGACAUUUGUGACGAAGUUGCAAUUAGAAUAUGAAAAUAAGAAAUCUGCCCGUCCAAAAGUUAAGAAUGAACCUAUGAAACCUCCUAAGAGUUUUGACGAGAUUAUGGCGGAUAAUGAUAUUGCUACUUAUAAACAAUUUAUUUUGUUUGUUAGGAUGUUUUGGAGGAAGCAAUAUUUAGAGGUGAAGGAUUUUUAUUUUGAGUUUAUGCUAGAUCCUGUGAAUUUGAUUAUGGAGAAGCCAGGUAGGUUUUUCGUUUAUGCUACGUUGUUUAUGUUUGGUGCUACCUUUGCUUUUGGUAUUGGAAGUACGAUUAUGUUUUUGGUCAGCAAUAUUGGAGGUUCAGAUAGAGAGGAGGAGGGACACGAGGUUGUGGCAGAAGAGAAAGAAGACAGCAACGAUUCUCCUCGUAUAGAAAUACUUGAUGAAGUUAUAGGAGAAGAAUCAACGUCUGUUAAACAAUCAGAGAAUGAUAAUGUUCGUAAGAGAUCGGUAGUAUAUGAAAAUACCCCAUUAAUACCCAUUGAUCCUAAUACGGUCACUCACUUGACCUUGGUCAAACCGAAAAACUACAACUGGGGAAGAAGAUUUAGAUUCAUCGUACUCUUCCCCUCGAUCUUACUUAUCAUAGCCUUAUUACUCAUCAAAUCUUUUUCCCAACCAGGCAGUUCCAUCUCCAAUAUCUAUGGACCCAGCCUCAAUCUCCGUAUCUACACCAAUAACAUUCGAUUCGACAACAAACGGCAUCCUGAUGAAUUCGAACGACCUUGGAAAACGAGAAAAGUCCAAGUCAUUAACUCAAUAGAUUUCCAUACAUCCUUCUUAGGCCAUGCUAAUGUGGUAUGUCUCCAGGAAGUCCUCCAUAAUCAACUUGAAGAUAUCCUCGCUGGAUUAAAUCAAAACCAUGAAGGAUGGACGUUUUAUGGAGUAGGACGUCUGGAUGGAAAUAUGUCAGGAGAAUACGCUCCUGUAUUAUUCAAAACUGGUGAAUGGAGAAUAUUAGAAAAUGCAACGUAUUGGUUAAGUGAGACUCCUUGGAAGCCCAGUCGUGGAUGGGAUGCGGCAUUGGAAAGAAUAGUUACUAUGGUCACGCUUCAAUCUAGAUUAAAUCCAUUGAUAAAAAUAAACGUAUUCAAUACUCAUUUUGACCAUCGAGGGAAAUUGGCUAGGAGAAUGAGCUCAAAAUUGAUAAUUGAUAAGAUGGAGAAUUAUAAUGAUUAUCCUUCAUUUUUGUGUGGAGAUUUCAAUACACAACCAAAAGAUGAACCAUAUAAGAUAUUGAAAGAUGCUGGAUUUAAAGAUAGUAGAACUUUGGUAGAUUGGAAGUAUUCAUAUGGCCAUGAAACUACUUUUACUGGGUUUAAUAGAGAAAAUGAAGCAAAUACUAUUAUUGAUUAUGUGUGGUCGCCUUAUUUCACUAGACCAAACUUCAAGGCGGACGACAAUGAUGCGGAGAAUGGUAAUGGGGAUGGCCACAAUGAUCAAGAUGCAUUCAAAGUUAAUAAUUUCUUCAAUUUGGAACAUCAUUUGUACUAUGAUAUUAUGUUGGAACAAUUUGGGAUUAUGCAUAAUUAUUUUAAAGGGUUUUAUUUUUCAGACCAUAGGCCAGUUGUUGCUACUUACGAAAUCAAAAGAACCAGAAUAUUUUGA